UAGCUAGCUGUGGUUCCACUGACUACCACUAUGAUGUCGUGGUGGUUGGCGGUGGUCAUGCGGGCUGUGAAGCUGCAGCGGCUGCUGCCAGGUCUGGGGCCAAGACCCUGCUGCUCACCCACAAAAUAGCAACAAUUGGUGAGAUGUCUUGCAAUCCUUCAUUCGGUGGCAUUGGCAAGGGCCAUCUGAUGAGAGAGGUUGACGCGUUGGAUGGACUGUGCGCAAGAAUAGCAGACAGAGCAGGGAUUCAGUUUAAGGUGCUGAAUAGGAGGAAGGGACCUGCAGUAUGGGGUUUGCGGGCGCAAAUCGACCGGGAUCUGUACAAGAGACACAUGCAGGAGGAGAUACUGAACACCCCUAAUCUCACAGUGGAAGCUUCCUCAGUGGAGGAUCUGAUCAUAGGGGAUGUGCAAGCUGAGCGGGAAGGUACCACUGCCGGAAAGGGAUGCCAUGGUGUAAUCCUCAAGGAUGGUAGCCAUGUAAGCAGUAGAGCAGUAGUCCUGACAACCGGUACAUUUCUCCGGGGAGUGAUUCAGAUUGGAAUUGAUGAACGGCCUGCAGGACGCUUGGACGAUGAGCCCACGAUAGGUCUGGCAAAGACGCUGGAGAAUGCUGGCUUCACUCUAGGAAGGCUGAAGACAGGUACUCCACCCAGACUGGAUGGACGGACAAUUGACUACAGCCAACUAGAGAAGCACAGGGGUGAUGCCCAACCAACUCCCUUCUCCUUCAUGAACGACAGGGUGACAAUAAAGCCCGAGGAUCAAGUGGUGUGUCACUUGACACACACGACGCCUGGCAUUGGACCAAUCAUCAUGGAGAAUAAACACCUCAACGUGCACAUCAAAGAGACAGUCACAGGGCCAAGGUACUGCCCGUCUAUUGAGUCCAAAAUCUUCAGGUUUGGCAUGGACAAGUGUCACCAGAUCUGGUUGGAACCAGAAGGUCUGAACACAGACACUGUGUACAUGCAAGGCUUCUCAAUCACGCUACCAGCCGAUCUUCAGGAUCAAUGCAUUCACAUGGUGAAAGGGCUGGAAAACGUGGUCAUGACUAGACCAGGGUACGGGGUGGAAUAUGACUUCAUGGAUCCCAGGCAGAUCAAGAGUACCCUGGAGACCAAGCGACUGCAGAAUCUGUUCUUUGCCGGUCAGAUCAACGGCACGACAGGCUAUGAAGAGGCUGCAGCUCAGGGAAUCAUAGCGGGGCUGAACGCUGCCCUCCUGGCAAGAAACCAACCGGCGUUCAGCGUCAGUCGGACGGAGGGCUACAUCGGGGUCCUGAUCGAUGACCUGAUUACCCAGGGUACCUCGGAACCCUACCGCAUGUUCACCAGUCGCUCCGAGUUCCGCAUGACGCUGAGGCCAGACAAUGCAGACCAGAGACUCACAGGCAGAGGUUAUGAAGCUGGAUGUGUGAGUUGUCACAGAUACCAGAGAGCCCAAGCCACAGCCGACAGACUCCAGGAAGGGAUGGAGGUCCUACAAUCAGUGCGUCUGUCACGGUCCAAGUGGAGACAAGGCAUGGAAGAGCAACGAGUACAAACGCCGCUAACAGAGGCCAGUCCAGGCAAGAUAAGCGCAUUUGAGAUGCUGGCGUACCCAAAUGUGACCCUGGCCCAUCUAGCUGCGGUGUCACCUGACCUGAAGACCUACGCAGAUGAUGAAAGCAUUGCAAUGAGGUUGAAGGUGGAAGGCAUCUAUGCACCAUUGCUACGCCAACAGCAGUGCGACAUCGAUCAAGUCAAGCGAGAUGAGUCACUGGUACUACCAGCUGAUAUCGACUAUGACAGUAUCAACAUAUCCAGGGAAGCUAUUGCAAAGCUAUCUACAGUGAGACCUCAAACAAUAGCAGCAGCCAGUCGCAUUGAGGGAAUGACCCCAGCUGCCGUGCUGCAACUGCUGUACCAUGUCAAGCGACGAGAGAGACAGUCAUUGGCGGUGUGA
This is a messenger RNA of Patiria miniata (bat star), 1946 nucleotides long. RefSeq names its product protein MTO1 homolog, mitochondrial-like (gene mto1). NCBI's taxonomy places the organism in Eukaryota, Metazoa, Echinodermata, Asteroidea, Valvatida, Asterinidae. The coding region runs from base 144 to 1946 and encodes 600 amino acids. Gene Ontology annotation, biological process: tRNA methylation; tRNA wobble uridine modification. Gene Ontology annotation, cellular component: cytosol. The record is from RefSeq and is a predicted model, not a curated record. The transcript is spliced from 16 exons. Gene Ontology annotation, molecular function: flavin adenine dinucleotide binding.